Molecule: messenger RNA, 1212 nt
Organism: Exophiala spinifera
Lineage: Eukaryota; Fungi; Ascomycota; Eurotiomycetes; Chaetothyriales; Herpotrichiellaceae
Exons: 1
Coding region: 1-1212 (403 amino acids)
Biological process (GO): epoxide metabolic process
Molecular function (GO): epoxide hydrolase activity
Source: RefSeq, a predicted model, not a curated record
AUGGCGUACCGUGGCUUCGACAUCCUACCCUCGCAGGCUUCGGAUUUCAUCAUGCCAUGGAAGGUCGCUGUUCCCCAGAAGGACCUGGAAAAUCUCAGAACGCUACUUGAACUAUCAGAAGUCGCUCCACCAACAUACGAGAACUCAUUGCCGGAAGGAGAACGGCAUCUAGGUCUACGCCGAGAGUGGGUGGCCACAGCGAAGGAAUACUGGGAGUCUAAAUUCGACUGGCGGAAACAUGAGGAACAUAUCAACUCCUUCCCACACUUCAAAGUACCUGUCAAAGACGACUUGGAAACUUUCGACAUUCAUUUCCUUGCACUUUUCUCGAGACGGGAAGACGCCAUUCCCAUUCUCCUCCUGCACGGCUGGCCAGGCAGCUUCCUCGAGUUUCUACCCCUGUUGGACAUUUUACGGACGGAACACACCGCAGACACACUCCCUUAUCAUCUGAUCGUCCCAAGUCUACCAGGGUACGCGUUUUCCUCGCCACCGCCUUUGAGCCCGAACUUCCGACCUGACGAUGCGGCACGGAUUUUUGAUUCUCUCGCCUCAACACUGGGAUUCGAAGCAUACAUGGUCCAAGGGGGAGACUUGGGAGGACGCAUAGGUCGAAUAAUGGCGGCAAACCAUCCGAGGUGCAAGGCACUUCACCUCAAUACCCAUCCGAUGCCUGCCCCCGACCCUUCUGAGCUCAGGACGCCGCUAACGGAAUCAGAACAAGCUGGACUCGAACGACAUGCCUUCUUCUUGCACAACGGGACUGGCUAUGCAAUUGAACAUGCCACGCGGCCCAGCACGAUCGGCUUCGUCAUCUCGUCGAACCCACUGGCACUGCUUUCUUGGAUCGGCGAGAAGUUUCUGGACUGGACCGACGAGGAUCCCAGCCUCGACACCAUUCUCGCGUCGAUCACGCUGUACUGGGUGACCAAAUGCGCCUCCACGAGCAUAUGGGCAUACCGCCAAUUCUACGGGCCGAACGCAGACAGCCACGGAUCCAAGAAAUGGCAUGUUCACAAACCUCUCGGAUAUUCCUGGUUUCCCAAGGAGAUCAAUCCCAUCCCGCGGGCAUGGAUCGAGACGACCGGUAACCUCGUGUUUUUUCAUGAGCACGACAAGGGCGGGCACUUUGCGGCGAUGGAGAGGCCGCGAGAGCUGUGGGCUGAUGUCGAGGAGUUUAUCGCGGAUGUCAAGGGAGAGUUUAACAGUUGA